Merops nubicus (carmine bee-eater) is the source of this 522-nucleotide messenger RNA. RefSeq names its product transmembrane protein 52 (gene TMEM52). The record is from RefSeq and is a predicted model, not a curated record. The transcript has 3 exons. NCBI's taxonomy places the organism in Eukaryota, Metazoa, Chordata, Aves, Coraciiformes, Meropidae. Bases 1 to 522 code for a protein of 173 amino acids.
AUGUCUAAUUGGACAAGCCUGUGGUACGUCUGGUUAAUCUUGCUGACGCUGUUCCUGCUCCUGCUCUGUGGGAUCACUGCAAGCUGCAUCAGCUUCUGCUGCCGGAGGAAGAGGCUGCCAGUGGAGACCUUCUCUAGGCACCCUUGUGAUCUGCCAGCUCUUGCUAUUGACAGUGACAGCACUGCCCACAGCACAGUGACCUCAUAUAGCUCGUGGCAGUACCCUCUGAGUGCCCCUCUUCCUUCACUGUUUGUGCACAUGGAUAAGAACAUUGUGUCCCCUCCACCCUACAGUCUCUAUGCAAUGGAGUUGCCACCUUCUUAUGACGAAGCUGUCCAAAUGGGUAAACAAUACACUGAGGGAGCACAGAUAAGCCAGAAACUCCAUGAUGUCCCUGGAGAGGUGACGCCAGAUGGGCUGAAUCCCACCCAGUGUUCACCUGACACAAUCAACAGAGAUUCUACGACACAGGCAAGUUCAGAAAAUUCAGAAGAUGCAACACAGGAACAGCCGCAGCGCUGA